This is a messenger RNA of Hylaeus volcanicus, 1922 nucleotides long. RefSeq lists its product as uncharacterized. Lineage: Eukaryota; Metazoa; Arthropoda; Insecta; Hymenoptera; Colletidae. The transcript has 3 exons. The record is from RefSeq and is a predicted model, not a curated record. Bases 1427 to 1912 code for a protein of 161 amino acids.
AAACCUUUUUUUCGGAUAAAUCGCAUCUCGACGAUGAUACGCGCUACACAUUUUUUCAAUUUUCUAUGAAUCGCUAGCGCGUUCCUCCGCUUUGCUUUCUACGGUUUUUAUCGUUAUGCGACCUUGUCGAUGCGUCGUACUAAUCGCGAAUAGGAGAGAGAUAAUCACGGCCCAUUUCGAUUCCUCCUUACAAGGAAAACAUCUUCGAAACGAUCUUGAUAAUGUUUGUAUACGGUGUCGUAACGAUAAGUGCAAAUAUUUUUAACAGACUUCGAAAAAGGAGUAGGUUACUCAAUUCGACAUGUAUAUUUUUUUUUUUUUUUUUGCUCGAACGUUGUGAACCGUCGAAGAUGGCUAGGUUCCGUACACGAUCACUCGUUCGAGUGUAUGUGUAUUUUCAAGUAGAAAAAACAAUGACGCAUAAUCAUCGAUACGACACGUUCGGCAUUCGCAACGAUAGCCUCUUGGAUCUCUGAAAAGCCAACAACUUUCAUCGCGCACCGAUAUACGUGCCACGAGGAUUUUUCGACACUUUCACCUUCUCGUUCCUAAUUAUCCAAGAGAGUUCCUCGAAUAAAAGUGAAGUCGGAGAAAAGCUCGAAAGUAAUAGAAAAGAAAACUGUACGAAGCCGGCUCGACACAAUCAUUUGUCGACUCGCUUCGAUUCGAUCGUGCCAAUUCGCGGUGUCACGUGUUUCCCAUGGGGUUAAAUUUCGACGUAAUCGAUCAAACCGAGCAUUCGUAUCCUCGGCGUUGACGCGAUAUGCCUCGAUGAAUCCAUUUUUGAACAUCAAACUUUUUCUCGAACCGACAACUUUACUACCUGUGUUGCGGAACAUGAGCUUCACCAGAUUACGCAAGGUAUCCUAGUACUGUCAUCGCGAAGAAUCAGCCGAUGCGUCCUUGAGACCUGUUGCACAUCCGCUUGCAUAACGAUUCCGAUACUUUGUACUAAAAAACCGAGUCGGUCGUUACUCGAUCGCUUCCAACGCUGCGAUUUUUCAAAAGACACAAACACCGAUACGGCUAUUAUUUCAUUUUAGUUUUUUGAUCAUUUAUCGAAUCGCGUAAAACUAGGCGAGAUAAUCGAUGAAGAUGGUCAAGCCUCCUCCGGCCGAUCCACUGGUAGAUUAAAAUGCAGCGGCGGCGAUCUUCAUACGGGAGCAGCUUAUCGAUAAUGAAGGAUCAGGGGUCGAGGCUGAUAAGGUCUGAUAAUGAGCCCCGUUUGGCGUAACUGGCCAGUUCCUGCGGUGCCGUACGCGAGUAUACUACGCUCUUUCGUGCAUUCCAGACCGAAUCGUAUGGAAAACUAACUCUGUUGAUUCUCGUUAUCGUUCUUCGUUGUUAAAACUCUUUCGUUAGUAUGAUAAACCCAUCUCGUUUAAAAAAAAAUGGAGCAAAAGUGUGGUCAAUGUGAGCCUUAGCGAUGCCCAUUGGAAGUAUGGACGACGACGGAAGUCGUCACAUCAGAAAGUACAGAUACAUGUUUGAUAACAUGGUGAUAGUGCCAUCCCCAGGCUCUAUAUGGGACUAUCCCUAUUUGAAUCAAGUCACCAGCAUGAUGGGCUUGGUAUACGGGACGGGACCAGAGUUGGAACAAGAUUUUUUCCCUUUCAAGAAUCGAAUUCCAGAAUCACACAUGGAGAGUCCGUCGCGAUUCGAGUUGACAAAGACAAAAACGCAGAGCAUGGACGAAAUGGAGUUUGGAGAGGUGAAAACCAGCAACGUCGCGACGUCGACACCUGUACCGUCGGGAAGCAUCCCAUGCAGAAACGGUGGCUGCAAAGGCUGGACCAGUACAGCGGAAAGUCCCUGGCAUUUUCUUAAAACAGUCUUCCUGAUCUCAGUGAUCGUUGCUCUAGUCCUAUGGGUGAUCGUUUACGCGUUCCUCACACAGUAUAAAAUCUUGUAAGGGACGAAAC